AAUCAUAAUAAUUCACACAUCACUUUCAUUAUUCUUCAAAAGCAAAAAUAUUCGCAACGCCCAGUCUCAGGGCGCACGCCUCUUCACAAUCAAGAAAAAUCCACAAGCUCCCUUCACUCACAAGCUCCCUUCACUCACAAGCUAUACAAACAGAGACCCAUUUCAAGAAAGUUUAACAAAUACCAAAUCUUCACUUACUACUUUCACCAUCCAUCACCAGAUGAUCAUCACUACUUCUCUUUCCAGUGUCCUUUCAUUGCUAUAACCAUGAAGAUCAUUUAUUCACUUUUCUUUCUGACUAUCUAUCUUGCUGGAAUUUGCUUCACUGAAUCAAAGUACAUAGAUUACAACACCACAGGAAGAGUUGUUCCUGGAAAAAUCAAUGUUCAUUUGGUUCCUCACUCUCACGAUGAUGUUGGCUGGUUAAAGACUGUUGACCAGUACUAUUUUGGUGGCAAUAAUACAAUUCGGGGGGCAUGCGUACAGAAUGUCUUGGACUCUGUUAUAUCUUCUUUAUUCGAGGAUAAGAAUCGCAAGUUCAUCUAUGUUGAGAUGGCAUUCUUUCAGAGAUGGUGGAGACAGCAAAGUGAUGCAAUGAAGGUUAAAGUCAAGGAGCUUGUCAAUUCUGGUCAACUGGAAUUCAUAAAUGGUGGCAUGUGUAUGCAUGAUGAGGCAACUCCGCAUUACAUUGAUCUGAUUGAUCAGACAACUCUAGGCCAUAAAUUUAUCAAAGAUGAGUUUGGUCAGCUUCCUAGAGUUGGUUGGCAGAUUGACCCUUUUGGACAUUCUGCUGUUCAAGCUUAUUUGCUUGGUUCUGAGUUAGGAUUUGAUUCCCUCUUUUUUGCUCGGAUUGAUUACCAAGAUAGAGCUAAGAGAUUAAAGGAGAAGACCCUUGAGGUUAUCUGGCAGGGUUCGACGUCUCUUGGUUCAAGUUCACAGAUAUUUACUGGCAUAUUUCCUAGGCAUUAUGAUCCGCCUGAUGGUUUCACAUUUGAAGUAAAUGACGUAUCUCCGCCUAUUCAGGAUGAUGUUCUCCUAUUUGACUAUAAUGUUCAAGAGAGAGUCAAUGACUUUGUAGCUGCUGCUUUAGCUCAGGCUAAUGUAACCAGGACAAAUCAUGUAAUGUGGCUGAUGGGGACAGAUUUUCGCUAUCAAUAUGCAAAUUCAUGGUUCAGGCAGAUAGACAAGUUCAUUCACUAUGUUAAUGAGGAUGGUCGUGUAAAUGCUUUAUAUUCAACCCCAUCCAUUUAUACUGAUGCAAAAUAUGCAGCAGAUGAACAAUGGCCUAUCAAAACUGAAGAUUUCUUCCCGUAUGCAGAUCAUCCAAAUGCAUAUUGGACAGGUUAUUUUACAAGCAGGCCAGCCUUUAAAGGUUACGUCAGAAUAAUGAGUGGUUACUACCUUGCGGCAAGGCAACUUGAAUUCUUCAAGGGCAGGAGUAGUUUGGGACCAAAGAUUGACAAACUUGCUGAUGCUUUGGCAAUUGCUCAGCAUCAUGAUGCAGUUAGUGGUACACAAAGGCAGCAUGUUGCUGCUGAUUAUGCUUUGCGAUUAUCAAUUGGCCAUAUUGAGGCUGAGAAGUUAGUUGCUUCUUCUCUUGCUUUCUUGUCAGAGUCAAGCCUUAGACAGGAGAACGUUGUCACGAACUUUCAGCAGUGCCCUCUACUAAAUUUAAGUUACUGUCCUCCGUCAGAAGCCAGUUUAUCUGAAGAGAAAAGCUUGGUUGUUGUUGCAUACAAUUCCCUAGGAUGGAAGCGAGAGGAAGUGAUACGAAUUCCAGUUUCAACUGAAAAAGUUGUCGUAAAAGAUUCUACCGGGAGAGAAAUUGAAUCUCAGCUUCUACCUAUAUCAAAUGCAACGUUGCGCAUGAGAAACAAAUUUGUUAAAGUUUAUUUGGGUAAAUUCCCAAGUGAACAACUCAAGUAUUGGCUUGCCUUUUCAGUAUCCUUACCACCCCUUGGUUUCAGCACCUACAUGGUUUCAAGUUCAGAAGGGACAGAGCCUAGUUCAACCAUCUCUACGGUAUACACCUUGGAGGAGAGUACAAGUGGGACCAUAGAAGUUGGCCAAGGAAGUCUGAGGCUGCUUUACUCUGCAAAUGCAGGGAAACUUACUCAUUAUCUCAAUAACAGAAUGUUGGUUACCACUGCUGUUGAACAAUCAUAUGGUUAUUACAGUGGAAAUGAUGGCACUGAUACAGAUCCACAGGCAUCUGGGGCAUAUGUUUUCCGUCCAAAUGGUACAUUCUCAAUAAAGUCUGAAUACCAGGUUCCUUUAACAUUUGUAAGGGGAAAUCUAUUAGAUGAAGUACAUCAGCAGCUGAACCCGUGGAUAUCUCAGAUUAACAGGGUCUACAAGGGGAAGGAACACGCCGAAGUUGAAUUCACUAUUGGGCCUAUACCUGUGGAUGAUGGGAUUGGAAAAGAAAUCACAACACAGAUUACAACCACCAUGGCGACCAAUAAAACAUUUUAUACAGACUCUAAUGGACGUGACUUUAUUAAACGGGUUCGGGAUUUCAGGACCGAUUGGGACGUCGAAGUGAAUCAACCAAUUGCUGGAAAUUACUACCCUAUCAAUCUUGGAAUUUAUGUGCAAGACAGCACCACAGAACUCUCAGUGUUGGUGGAUCGUGCAGUAGGAGGAUCUAGUUUAGUGGAUGGCCAAAUAGAACUGAUGCUCCAUAGGAGGUUGAUUCAUGAUGAUAAAAGAGGUGUUGGCGAGGUGCUAAAUGAGACAGUUUGUUUCUCAAAUGGAUGCGAGGGUUUAACUAUCCAAGGUAGGUAUUUUGUUAGAAUUGAUCCUCUGGGAGAAGGUGCCAAGUGGCGUCGGACAGUUGGACAAGAGAUAUAUUCUCCAAUUCUGUUGGCUUUUGCAGAGCAGGAUGGAAGUAAUUGGAUGAAUUCCCAUAUACCUACUUUUUCAGGGAUUGAUCCAUCCUACUCUUUGCCUAAUAAUACUGCUCUCUUAACACUUCAGGAACUUGAAAAUGGGAAAGUACUUCUUCGGUUGGCUCACCUAUAUGAGACUGGAGAAGACAAAGACUAUUCAGUGAUGGCAAGUGUGGAAUUGAAAAAGCUAUUUCCAAACAAGAAGAUUGCUAAAGUUACAGAGUUGAGUUUGUCAGCUAAUCAAGAAAGAGCCGAGAUGGAGAAGAAGAGAUUGGUUUGGAAAGUAGCAGGCUCCCCCGAAGAAGAAAAUAAGGUGGUGAGGGGAGGACCUGUAGAUCCUUCCACAUUAGUUGUGGAACUCGGUCCAAUGGAAAUUCGCACCUUCUCCAUAGAUUUUAACUAUCUCCAAAUGUUCGGUUAGUGAAUGAUAUGAGCAUCUGUGAUUGUAUGCACAAGUCACUUUAGUGAAAAACCACUCUGGCCUUUUGAGCAAGCCGCGAAGCACCACUUCUUUUGGUACCCAAAUGAGUUCGCUGAGAUCCUUAUUGUCUCAUGUUUCAUAGAUCAGCAAUGCAUCAUAACAAAUAGAUAAAAGAGGGUCUGGACUUGUGCAUCACCAACAAUUAAGGUGCUUCAUCUGUGUUGUAAAUUACAGCAUAUGUUCUCUGUGAAGAGAAAAGAAAUAAAUAAUAACAAAAAACGGUUGACCUGGAAAAA
This is a messenger RNA of Ricinus communis (castor bean), 3608 nucleotides long. Its product is annotated as alpha-mannosidase At3g26720. NCBI's taxonomy places the organism in Eukaryota, Viridiplantae, Streptophyta, Magnoliopsida, Malpighiales, Euphorbiaceae. The annotation marks the transcript as partial. Gene Ontology annotation, molecular function: alpha-mannosidase activity; carbohydrate binding. Gene Ontology annotation, biological process: mannose metabolic process. The record is from RefSeq and is a predicted model, not a curated record. The transcript is spliced from 29 exons.